UAUUGGGAGCCCUCAUCACCUGUUGACUAAUGGCGUGGUGGCCGUGGUUGUUGGUGCAGUUGGUGGUGUGGUGCUGCACUGGCUUGGUGGCUGUGCUGUGGUGGAAGUGGGCCACCAGGCCCCACAUCGACGCUCCCGGGCCACCCACACUGCCCAUCAUUGGGAACAUUCUGGACUUCCUUGAAAUGCCAGUGACCACCCAUAAGGUGUUUGACCUGCAUCACCAGUAUGGGAACUUGGUGAGGCUGUAUGUCGGCCCAAUGCUGCUGGUGAUAGUGGCGCAUCCAGACGAUGUGCAGCACGUCCUGCUGACAUCAAAGCUGGUAGACCGCGGCACCAUCGUCACCAACCUCUUGCGGCCCUUCGCUGGCGUUGGGUUGAUCAACAUUGAUGCUAGGCGGUGGAAGCUGCACCGCAAACUUAUCAACCCCACGUUCCACUCCGAGCUUCUGGAGGGAUUCCUGGAGGCUUUCCACGACGGUGGUCUCUUCGUGAGCGAGCGGCUCGCCAGGGCCAGAGGCGCAGCUACCGACGUUCACCCUCCAGUGUUCUUGGCAACCAUCCACAACUUCUGCAGCACCAUCAUUGGCAUGAACCAUGACCUCAUACCAGACGGCAUGGCAGGGGAGGAGCUGUCUGCCGCAGUGAACGAUGGCUUGACCACUGUGCAGAAGAUGACACUGCGGCCAUGGAUGCAGAACAAAUUUCUGCUGCGGCUGACGUCCAAAGGACGUGGUGUGGUAAAGAUCGUGAAAAUGAUGGAGAAUUGGGCCAUGCAGUGCAUCGCCAUAAGGUCGGCAGCCACAGAGGACGCACCUACCAAGAAACGGCAGCGCCUGCUGGAAGCUCUGGUCAAGCCAGGCGGUCAGACUGUGUUACCACUCGACGAGAUUCAGGGCGAGGUUAUGAAUCUGCUGGUAGCCGGCACAGAGACAGUGUCCUUGACCGUCAGCUAUGCACUGACACUGUUGGCCCUCCACCCUGAGUGGCAGGAUGCAGCCCACCAGGAGCUGAAGGACGUCUUCGGCGAGGGUGACGACUACCUGCGGGCCCCCAGUCUUGCAGACCUAGGCAGACUGAGGGUGCUGGAGAGCAUCAUAAAGGAGACACUGCGGCUGUUUCCAAUGGUCCCGAUACUCCCUCGGGUGGCCACAGAGGACCUCUGGCUGUCUGGAGGGUCUCCAGGGAGUGUGUUGGUUCCUAAGGGGGCACUGCUUUUCGUGAUGCCCUUACUCACACACCGCCUGCCACAGUUCUUCCCGGACCCACAGCGGUUCGACCCAUCACGCUUCUUGGAGGACCGUGUUGGCAAAGAGCAUACAUGCAGCUACCUGCCAUUUGGAUUGGGCACGCGCAACUGUGUGGGCUCCCAGUAUAGCCGACUGCAGCUAAAAGUCUACCUGGCAGACAUACUGAGGCGCUUCCGCUUCCUGCCAUGUAGCCAGCGGGAGGACCUGGAGAACUGCGCGCUCUCCUUGAGCCUAAACCCCAUCAAACCAAUCAGAGUGUCAUGCAUGCCUCUGGGUGGCCCUAGCACAUAG
Messenger RNA from Schistocerca americana (American grasshopper), 1541 nucleotides. Its product is annotated as cytochrome P450 4C1-like. Gene Ontology annotation, molecular function: monooxygenase activity; iron ion binding; oxidoreductase activity, acting on paired donors, with incorporation or reduction of molecular oxygen. The transcript has 6 exons. NCBI's taxonomy places the organism in Eukaryota, Metazoa, Arthropoda, Insecta, Orthoptera, Acrididae. The coding region runs from base 30 to 1541 and encodes 503 amino acids. The record is from RefSeq and is a predicted model, not a curated record.